This is a messenger RNA of Vavraia culicis subsp. floridensis, 1984 nucleotides long. RefSeq lists its product as uncharacterized. Lineage: Eukaryota; Fungi; Microsporidia; Pleistophoridae. The transcript has a single exon. The record is from RefSeq and is a predicted model, not a curated record. Gene Ontology annotation, molecular function: protein binding. The coding region runs from base 60 to 1775 and encodes 571 amino acids.
UUUAAAUUACCAUCACAAAAAAAGCACAUCCCACCAACCCCAAGAAAAAGAAUAAACAGAUGCAAACUCAUCAUGCCCAGCAAUACACGAUAAAGAUACUUAACAGCAAUACAACUCUAAAAACCGUAAACACGAAGUUUACGGUUGGUAGGUCACUUAAAUGCGAUUUGCGUAUACAGCUGCCCUCGGUUGAAGAGAAGCAUUUGGUAAUUUAUUUAGGUGAUAGAAAAUAUGCGGUAAGUGGUGAUGAUGUGAUGGUUAACGGAGUAGUUGUUGGUGGUGAAGGGGUGUUUGAGUAUGGGGAUGUGUUUGAUGUGAGAGGUACUCGGUUUGUUGUUAUGGAGGAUGAGGGGCGAGCAGAUGUCAUGGGGAUAGGAAGUAAAGAGGUGAGAGACAGAAAGAUUGAUGAGGACCUAGGGGAUAAAAAGUUGGAGGGCACAGUUGCAAUGAAUAAGGAUACCGUAAAUGAGGAUGUAGGAAAUAGCGCAAUAGUCCGUGAACAAGAGGCCUCAGCAACGAAGAACGAGGACGUUGCUAAUAUGGUAUUUGAUAACAAGGAGGUGCAAGGCGGUGAUCCACUAGCUACGAAAGAUGGUCAACCAGCCACCGAAGGGACAACAGAUCUUGCACCGGAGGUACACAAGGAAGUAUCAAAAAUAAUACCAAGGGUGGAAUUGACCAAUGAUACGCGGGAAGAAACAGAGGAAAAGUCAUCCACAACUUACGAAAGCAACAAAACACCUGCAAUGGAGCAGAAGAUGCCAGCAGAUGAACUGAUUAUAGAAGAGGAAAUAAUACACAGGGAGGUCAUCAAAGAGACAUUAAGUAUUGAUACUUUUACAAAGGACAAAAUAGCAAUGGAAGUGGCCGGUAAUUUAAAAGAGGAUGUAAAAAAUGAUAUCAGAGCAGAGUUUGUCGAGGAGAUAAGGGAUGAACUGAAAGAUGAAGUAAAGGAUGUUAUUGGUUCGGAUGGUGUCAGGAACCUGCUGGUUGAGGAUGUGAUGGAUAAAGUUGGUGAAGAUAUUAAAGAAAAGAUCCUUAGAAAAGAUAUGGGUGCAGAGAGGGAAAAUGCAGCGCAACACGAGGUGAAAUCGGAUGAAGCGAGCGUCAAGGUAGCAAAAAAAGUGAACGAGGAACCGAUAAAACGUGAGGUGCAUCAGGAAGCAUCAGAACAGGUUAGUAAACGUGAACAAGAUGUACAUGGCAAAAAAAAUGAAAAGAGCACGAUCGAAAAUAAUCGAGAGGAAGAUCAAGGAAAAAGUGCGGUUGUUAACGCUGAUCAGGAGAAAACGAAGGCUAAAAAUGUAAAGGAAAGAAUGAAUGAAGGCAUUGAGAAUCAAGGAACACAAAAGAUAGAAGAGAUGGUAAGGAUCAAUAAUAAUGCAGAACAGGGUAAUAUGAUGGAUGAGAACGUUGAAAAAGAACCGGUGAAAAGGGUGAAACGGGGAAAGAGUGUGAAAGAGGAAGAGCGCAAAGAAAAAGAUGUAAAGAAAGAAGAGACGAAGAAAACCAGAGGUGGAAAGAAAGAAAAGGGUGAGUAUGAAAAUAAGGCUCAAAAUGUAAGUAGAGAAGAACCGGUUGAGCACAUUAAAGAGACAAAGAAUAGUAGAAAGGCAAAAAUGGAUGCUGCACCAAAGAAAGUAAAGAAAGAUUCAGAGGAACCAGAAGUUAAGAAGCGGGGAAGACGACCGAGUACAGCUAAGAAAGCAGUGGCAGACACAAAAAAGAAAGGUAGUGUCACCAAGACGGCUCCUAAAGGACGAAAAAAAAAAUGAUUGUGCAUGACAUUUUAUUAAAUGAAUUGCUGUAGGUACGUUCUGAUUGUUGGUUGCUUUUUCAUUUGUUUGGUUAGGCUUUUGAUGACCUAAUGGGCAGAUUUAGCAUAUGCCAUCUCUGGGGUCCAGGUUUUGAGUCCUCCCAAGUAUUAAGUAGGCUCGAUUGAUACAUGCUUGGUAGAGAAAUGAUCAAGUUCCAAGACUAGCAA